AUGGCGACAACCUCGAAUAACGUGUCGGGUACAGAAAAUAUAACGCUUUCUUCUGCUCCGAGCACACCGUCCAUGCCGAGCAAAAAUGAACAGCCCGAUACUAUCGCCCGUGGUCCUCCACCACUACCGUAUAACCUCCACGAACACAAACUCAUGAUUUUCCUAUUCUGGUUCCUCAUCUUGACAGAAUGCACACUCAUUCCCAUAAUAUUCUACUUCGCAAUCUCAAACCUAACCGAUUUACGUCCGGGCGCCAUGUUUGCGAUCAUAACGGCGAUGUUUGGGUUUAUAUCAGGUGGAGAAUAUGGUCUUCGCGGUUUACGACUUGCGUUGAAACGCGAUACUUAUCGUCCUCUUAACGGUGCAGGACGAUGGAGUUUUGAUACGGUGCAUCUUGUACUUGGUCCACCUUAUUUUGUCAUGACGGCGCUCAUGAUUGGGUUCAGCAUACCUGAUCCACCGAUGAUGAGGGGUUUGAGUAUUAUCAUGCCCGUUGGUAUACUAAUGGUAACAUCAUACAUGAUCUGGACUGGCAUAGCGUAUCAUUUCGGCUGGAGACUUGGCUGGCACCGUCUAAGCUCCCACGUCAUUGGCGACAAAUAUCCCCCGCUUACAUUCGCAAUCAUGGAAGAUAUCACAGCUUGUGAUGGAGGUGGAGGAAAGGAGUAUAGAGAAGCUGCUAUGGCGCGAUAUAACGCGUCGCCAAGGUUUAGAAGGAUGCUUGUUGAGAUGCUUUGGGCCUGGGCUAUUACUGGGUCUAUUGUGAGCAUUGUUCUGAUUGUGUUGGCGUGGAUCUUACCUGUUGAGGUUGGAUAUACGCUAGGAUGGGCAGUUCCAUCUGUUUGGGGAGCUAUUGGGGCGUGGGUGACUAUUAAAUGGGGGCAGAGGUCGAUACGGAUAGAAAAGGAGAAUUGGUUGAAGGAUCAUAUGCCGAAUGCAUAG
This is a messenger RNA of Fusarium redolens, 942 nucleotides long. RefSeq lists its product as uncharacterized. NCBI's taxonomy places the organism in Eukaryota, Fungi, Ascomycota, Sordariomycetes, Hypocreales, Nectriaceae. The transcript has a single exon. The coding region runs from base 1 to 942 and encodes 313 amino acids. The record is from RefSeq and is a predicted model, not a curated record.